This is a messenger RNA of Mus musculus (house mouse), 7843 nucleotides long. RefSeq names its product transmembrane 9 superfamily member 4 (gene Tm9sf4). Gene Ontology annotation, biological process: response to hypoxia; vacuolar proton-transporting V-type ATPase complex assembly; phagocytosis. Gene Ontology annotation, cellular component: membrane; Golgi apparatus; early endosome. NCBI's taxonomy places the organism in Eukaryota, Metazoa, Chordata, Mammalia, Rodentia, Muridae. The record is from RefSeq and is a predicted model, not a curated record. Bases 4199 to 6133 code for a protein of 644 amino acids. Gene Ontology annotation, molecular function: cargo receptor activity. The transcript has 18 exons.
AAUCCUGCCUCAAAAAAAGAGAUUUGUGUGUGUGUGUGUGUGUGUGUGUUUAUGUGUGUGCUUGUGUGGCAUGUGUACAGUACCCAUAGAGGCCAGUAGAGGGUAGCAGGUCCCCUGGAACUGCAGUUACAGGUGGUGUGAGCUGUGAGUGGGAACUGCAGGGAACAUGCUAAACCCUAAGGAACCUUUUUAUAAGUCAACUGGUAUGGGCUCUUUGUCCCUUAUUUUUUAUAUCUCUCCUUCUGCCUAUAAUCGUUUUCUUUAGCUACCAUACUAGACCUGGAGGAAGAUGAAUGAGCCAGAAGAAUGGUAAAGCUGGCUAAAGCCUAAAUCUCUGAGUAGACUUUAGAGAACUGCCCACCCUAACAGCCUGAUCUGUCUCUCUCCUGCCUUUUACCUCCAAAGCCAGGGCUCCUUUCUCUUAGAGUGGGCUGGGCUUUCUUCUGCCAUGAUGUGCAUUACUGUGCCUGGGGUGUGUGUGUUGCAUGUAUAUUUUAAACUGCAAAAGCCUCAGCUGUUAUUGUUCCCAGAAUGGUGAACUUACCACACAAUCACCCCUUUGGGAGCGGGUAGCCCCCUUUAGUGCGUGCAGCUCCCUAGAAAACAGCAGGUAGCAUCUAUUGCUGUACACAUUCAACACCCGCCUACACACACACUAAGUAAAUAAAUAUAUGUAACAAGGGUCAUGACUCCUUUGUGGGGUCAAAUGACCCUUUCACAGGGGCUGCCUGCAACCAUCAGAAAACACAGAUAUUUACAUUAGGAUUCAUAACAGUAGCAAAAUUACAGUUGUAAAGUAGCAACAAAAGUAACUUUAUGAUUGGGGGUCACCAUAACACCAGGAACUGUAUUAAAGGGAUGUGGCAUCAGGAAGGUUGAGAGCCACUGGUCUAAGGGAUGGGUCUAUAGUUUCCUCACUGAAUAAGCUUCAGAUACUCACAAUGAUAACUUGCUUGAUGUCAUACCCUUUCCAGAUAGUGUUCUAAUAUCAACAUAGACUUAGAACUUGUUCACAUUCAUGAGAAAUAUAUAGGAGAAUGCUGGGUGUGGCAGUGCAUGCCUGUGAUCCCAGAACUAGGGAAGCUGAAAUGGAGAUUGUGAAAUGGAGGAACGACUUUAGCAUAGAACGCAAUAAAAGAUGAAACUGAAAUAAUGAAGGCCUGUCAUGGCUCAUCAGGGGCUUGAGCAACUGUAUGCAACAGGAGGAAAGUUUUAAAACAAUCAUAUAUUUUUGUGCUGGUUAUAGUGUAACAGCAAUAGAUGCUACCUGCUGUGAAGGGUAAUCUAUGAUACUGAGCUGACAAGAUGGCUCAGUGAGUAAAGAUGCAUACAGCCAAGCCUCAAGAUUUGAGUUCAAACCCUGGGGCCCACACUGUAGAAGAAGAGGAUCAACUCCUACAAAGUCUGUAUGUGCAACAAGGCAUAUGAUCAUAUGUACACACUCAACACCCCCCUACACACACACUAAGUAAAUAAAUAUAUGUAACAACAUUUAAAAAUGACAAUCUUUGGGAUGGAGAGAUGGCUCAGAGGUUGAACACACUGACUGCUCUUCCAAGGUCCUGAGUUCAAUUCCCAGCAACCACAUGGUGGCUCACAACCAUCUGUAACAUGAUCUCAGCACCCUCUUCUGACAUGCAGGCAGAAUACUGUACAUAAUAAAUUUUUUUAAAAAUGACCAUCUUGGAGCUGGGCAGUGGUGGCACACAUCUUUAAUCCCAGCACUUAGGAGGCAAAGGCAGGUGGAUCUCUGAAUUUGAGGCUAGCCUGGUCUACAGAGUGAAUUCCAAGACAGCCAGGGUUACACAGCAAAACCCUGUCUCAAAUAUAUAUAUUUCCUUAUCAAUAUAAAUAUCUUCUUUUAUAUUAUGUGUAGGGGUAUUUUGCUGUAUAUAUGGCUACGCAUCAUUCACAUACCUGGUCCCUACAGAGGCCAUAAGAGGGCAUCAAACCCCCUGGAAAUUGGAGUUACAGACUGUUGUGCGCAGCCAUGUUGAUGCUGGGACUCAAACUCUGAUAUUCUAGAAGAGGAUCUUCCAAUGGUCUUAACUGCUGAGUCAUGUCUCCAGCCCCAUCAGUAUUACUCUUUAACCAGACAUAGUGGUAAGAAACUUCCAGGACUUAAGUUGCAGUAGAACUGGCCACAAGUCUGCAAUUCAGAAUUACUACAAGACUAUCUAGUAAAUCCAUCCUGCUUCUCUAGCUCUGUGCCUCUUGGGAAUAUAUCUGCUCUUUGGGAUGGUGUGUUGGUCCCAGGCAUUUAUGGGUUUGUUUUUCAGCACUCAUAACAAUCCAACCCAAUACUAAAUCAACUAGGCUCAACCAAGUAGUUCUUUUGUUCCAAAUAUCAAUAAGGAUAUUCACAUGUUCUAUAUUUAGUUAGUAGCUUGCUAGGUUUGAACUGCACAAACUUAUUUCCUUUAUAUGUGUAACUGUCAGGUGGGGUUUCUAGAACUCUGUGAGGAAUGACAUAGACCUGUCUAUGCAGCAGGACACCCAGCCAUAUUUAUAUCCUUGGGAGGAAGGAGAAGCUUCAAGCCUCUUACAGCCUAGACACAGAAGUGGAAGACACUUAUAAUUCACUCUAUUUGGUCAAAGCAAGUAACUUAACCCCAGCAUUCAACAAGAGAAAAAAAUUCACCUUUUGACAGGAGAACCAGUAUGCUCAUAACAUGCAAGAAGGAGAGGCUUGUUAGUAGACAUUUAUGCAGAAAAAAAUCCACCACGGUAGUAAUCAGUACUGACCACAGUGGUGGUCAGAGCUCAGCUGUUCCUUGCCAAGGUGCAGAAGAGAUAACUAAAAAUCUUAAGACCAGUUUUGGCACAGUACUUAAGCAAUGCUGAGUUUUCUGUUUAGCCCGUGGCUCUCUUUAUGGCUCAGGAUGGUCUUGAACUCACCAUGCCUUCCUUCCUCAGCAUCCUGAGCGCAAAAAUUACCAGUGUGAGCCACUGAACACGGAUAAUGAUAAAGAUGAUAGUAACGAUGAUGACUGAGGCAAGGUCUCACAUGUCCCAGGAUAACCAUGAACUCUUCUUGCUGGACCUUCUGAGUUUGGGGAUUACAAGUCCCAGUGCUAAAGAUUAGGCAGGCUAUCUGCUAAAUUAACUAUAUCCUCAGAACUCAUUACUACUCUCUUAACAGCUUUUUGGAUCCAUCUAAGAAGACCGCACUGGCUCUUUGUACACUUUACAGUGGUAUAUAUGAACCAAACAGUCUUUCUCCAUUAUGAUCCUUUGAGUCCUCCCCAGACCCUUUUAAGUCAAUACUGGAAAGUUAAGUUUAAGAUGGUUAAGUGACUUGCUUCAAGUCAUACAUUAAGCCAGUUAGAAUGGAGAAGUCCACAUUGAAAAAUGUCUCCUUUCACUAAGUGUUCUGCUUUUCAUUCACUCAUUUAACAAAGCAUAUUGUUUGGGACACCUACCAUAUGUGUGAAGGAAUGUACAUACGUUAUAUAAUGACAAUUAUUUAUUGAAUACUUUAUAUGAUUGUGUCAGUGGAUACUUAACAUAAGCCAAUUAUAAAAAUAAUCUAGAGCUGGGCGUGGUGGCGCACGCCUUUAAUCCCAGCACUCGGGAGGCAGAGGCAGGCGGAUUUCUGAGUUCGAGGCCAGCCUGUCUCGGAAAACCAAAAAAAAAAAAAAAAAAAAAAAAUCUAGAAAUCUCUGCCCCAUUUCACUGACGACAAAAACGCAGUGUAAGGGAAAGACAGAGUCCUACCUUCAUAGUUAUUACGGCCGAUUAGUAAGACUAUAUUAUAGUCAAAUAAAUAUUUAAACAUAUAAUUACAAAUUACUCUAAAUCAGAAGCUGUCAGAGAGGGUUUACCAUGCUUUCCGUUUCACAAUUAAGGUCCCGGGUAACCCUGGCAACGACUCUUUCUGCCAAUACUAAAGAAAGCAUCCAGGGAGCGCGCCUAUUUCCACACACCCCCAUUACCCACAAUGCAAAAGGAGUAGGCGGAGGAGCGGGUCUGCCAGAAGUCAAUAUGGCUCCAAUAGUUACACCGUACGUUCUCUUCACCUAGUCAGAGACCUCACUGCCAAGGCCAAUCUGCCAAGGAGAAAUUAAGCUUCUUUUACCUCCUCACUACUGCGACUACAGAAGAAUCUGAAGCCAGGAGUCCCCUUAGUGGAGCUACACUCCGUAACCACAGAAGCACCACUUCCGCUGACGUCAUCACGCCGACACGUGGAUCCAAGAUGGCGGCGGCGAUGCAGAUUUGGUGGCCAAGGUUCCUGCUGCUUCUCUGUCUAACAUGUAAAGGAAGCACCUUCUAUGUCCCUGGAGUCGCGCCAAUCAAUUUCCACCAAAACGACCCAGUAGAGAUCAAGGCUGUGAAGCUUACCAGCUCUCGGACCCAGCUUCCUUACGAGUACUACUCAUUGCCCUUCUGCCAGCCCAUCAAGAUAACCUACAAGGCAGAGAACCUGGGAGAGGUGCUGAGAGGGGACCGGAUUGUCAACACCCCUUUCCAGGUUCUCAUGAACAGUGAGAAGAAGUGUGAAGUUCUAUGCAACCAAUCUAACAAGCCAAUAACCUUGACAGUGGAACAGAGCCGGCUGGUGGCCGAGCGAAUCACAGAAGAAUACUACGUUCACCUCAUUGCUGACAACCUGCCUGUGGCCACCCGGCUGGAGCUCUACUCCAGCAACCGAGACAGUGAUGACAAGAAGAAAGAAAAAGAUGUGCAGUUUGAACAUGGCUACCGACUUGGCUUCACGGAUGUCAACAAGAUCUACCUGCACAAUCACCUCUCAUUCAUCCUUUAUUACCACCGGGAGGACAUGGAAGAGGACCAGGAGCACACAUACCGUGUCGUCCGCUUCGAGGUGAUUCCCCAGAGCAUCAGGCUGGAGGACCUCAAAACAGGCGAGAAGAGUUCAUGUACCCUACCCGAGGGUGCCAACUCCUUACCCCAAGAAAUUGACCCCACUAAGGAGAAUCAGCUGUACUUCACCUACUCUGUGCACUGGGAGGAAAGUGACAUCAAAUGGGCCUCUCGAUGGGACACUUACCUAACCAUGAGUGAUGUGCAGAUCCACUGGUUUUCCAUCAUUAACUCUGUCGUGGUAGUCUUCUUCCUGUCAGGCAUCCUCAGCAUGAUUAUCAUCCGGACCCUGCGGAAGGACAUCGCCAACUACAACAAGGAGGAUGACAUUGAAGACACCAUGGAGGAGUCUGGGUGGAAGCUUGUGCAUGGUGAUGUCUUCAGGCCACCCCAAUAUCCCAUGAUCCUCAGCUCUCUGCUGGGCUCAGGCAUUCAGCUCUUCUGCAUGAUCCUGAUUGUCAUCUUCGUGGCCAUGCUUGGGAUGCUGUCGCCGUCCAGCCGGGGAGCUCUCAUGACCACUGCCUGCUUCCUCUUCAUGUUCAUGGGGGUAUUUGGUGGAUUUUCUGCUGGCCGUCUCUACCGAACUCUAAAAGGCCAUAGGUGGAAGAAAGGAGCCUUCUGUACAGCGACACUGUAUCCUGGUGUGGUUUUCGGCAUCUGCUUUGUGUUGAAUUGCUUCAUCUGGGGAAAGCACUCAUCAGGAGCAGUACCGUUUCCCACCAUGGUGGCGUUGCUGUGUAUGUGGUUCGGGAUCUCCCUGCCCCUUGUCUACUUGGGCUACUAUUUCGGCUUCCGCAAGCAGCCAUAUGACAACCCUGUGCGCACAAACCAGAUUCCCCGGCAGAUCCCUGAACAACGGUGGUACAUGAACCGAUUUGUGGGCAUCCUCAUGGCUGGGAUCCUGCCCUUUGGUGCCAUGUUCAUUGAGCUGUUCUUCAUCUUCAGUGCAAUCUGGGAGAACCAGUUCUAUUACCUCUUCGGUUUCCUGUUCCUCGUUUUCAUCAUCCUGGUGGUGUCCUGCUCACAAAUCAGCAUAGUCAUGGUGUACUUCCAGCUGUGUGCAGAGGAUUACCGCUGGUGGUGGAGGAAUUUCCUUGUCUCAGGGGGAUCUGCAUUCUACGUCCUGGUCUAUGCCAUCUUUUAUUUUGUUAACAAGCUGGACAUCGUGGAGUUCAUCCCUUCCCUCCUCUACUUUGGCUACACCACCCUCAUGGUCCUGUCCUUCUGGCUGCUCACAGGGACCAUCGGCUUCUACGCAGCCUACAUGUUUGUCCGCAAGAUAUAUGCUGCUGUGAAGAUAGACUGAGUGGGUGGACCAACGCUGGGCCCACUGGAUCCUCGACAGGAAGCCACCCUGCGUGGGGACUGCAGGCACACAAAAUAAAAUAACUCGUGCUCAUUUGGAAUGUAACUCCUGGCACAGUGUUCCUAGACCCCCAGGCUGCAUGGGGGACAGGAGGGCCUGUAGAUAACCCUUCCAUUUCCUUCAUCUCAUCCAGUCUGUAGGGAUACAUUUUUCUGUGGUUGGUUUUCUUCAGCUAAGAGUCGCUGUCAGCAGGAGCUUUCUGACCUGUUAAUUCAGGUUCUUUUUGGUUUAGGUUGGGUUUUUUGUUGUUGUUUUUCGGUUUUGGGGUUUUCUUUCUUCUUCUUCUUCUUUUUUUUUUUUUUUCAAAAAAAAAAAAAUGCAAAUCCGGGAUGGAUAAAUGUAGGGUUUUGGUCACUGUCCCCAUCGGCUCCUCAGAGUUGUUGGCCACCCUACCACUAACUGGAAGAGGAAACGCUGGGGCUGCAGUGAGGGCUCCAAGCUUCUCAGUGCCAACCACGCCCUGCCAGCCCCUCCUCCCAUUCUCUUCCCCAGCCUGCCCUCUGCCGCCCCGAACAGUCAGGUCUUUGGUCAUCGUUUUAACUGGGAACACUUGGUCACUACAAGGACAUGUCCUGGUUCCCUGGGACAGCAGGAUCCCCUCCUCAAAGCAGCCAGAGUUUACUGAACACCAAGGAAGAAGUGAGACCUCAGUGACUGUUCUCGUGCCAAGAAGCCCUGGGCCAGGGCCAGGUGUUUCCAGAGCCAAGUGCCCAUGUGUGUAUGGGAAGAGGUGGCUAAAGCCACUAGACUAGGGUGCUCACCCCUCAAGAUUGAUUCCCUGUCUUUCCCUCUGGGGCACCGCACUUUGUAAAGGGUGAUGGUGGACCCCUUCCCUUACUUUCAGGUCUGGAGUCUUCAGAUCUCUUCCUUGAGGCGGCCAGGGAGAGGAAGUCUCGCUCUCUCUCCUCACAGCCCUUGGCCCCAGCAUUUAUUCUUGGGUCCUUUAGCCAAACCCAUUCCCUCUUCCUCCCAUGCAAGUUCUUUUGGGAACACCCAGAAAACUUCUCUGAGAAGAAAAAUGGAAGGUAAGUUGAGUUGCUCCUUUCCCAGUUCCUAGGAAUAGGCAAGAAGCCAGUCUCCCCAGGUUGGAAGAGGAUCAUGGGCCUGGCCUAGCUCCUCCGCCCUGGCCUAGCCCAGCAAACCCUGGGCGAGUCACAGAGUUUGCUCUUAAGUAGCAAGAGACCAAACUCACCUUGGGUGUAGGGGUCAGUAGCAGCCACUCGCCCUUGCUCCAGUCCUUUGGGAGCCUGUCAGGAGACAAAGCUCAGGAUGCUGCUUGUGCUAGGAACACACCCUGCCCUCACUGCCCCACCUCCUGGGGCCCCACCGCCAUCGUCAGUCAAAUCAGUGCACCUCUCAAUCUGCCUCGCAGUGACUUCGCAGCACUGAGUGGCAUCCACCAGGAAUCAGGCUGGAGAAAUGGGAGCCCAGAGAGUGGAGAGUGAUUGGGAGUUACUUGUUCAUUCAAAUCUUGCACCCCCCCCCCCAAGGUUCUCAUUGUUGGAGAGGGUGGGGGAAAGGUUCAAACAUUGUCAAUUUUUCUGACUUUUUAAAUCAUCAUCAUUAUUUUUAAUUAAAAAAAAAUGCCUGUAUGCCUUUUUCUGGUCCAAUUGUAAAUAAAAUGCCAUUGUCCUGUUGUCUCAACUCGAA